AUGGCGUCGACUCCGAAACCAACAUCGCCGGAGAUACCGCCGUCAAAAGUGCCUCUCAUCCGUCAAAACGUUGAUCUCUUAGCUCAAAAACUUGUCUCGAUUGAACAUUUCCAAGGUAACAAAAAAUUUCCUAUGCUACAUGUUGACAGAAAACUCAAUCAUGAAUUGUGUGUACCUUGGAAAGAUGCAUUGAUAGUUAAAUUACUAGGUAGAGAGUUAGAAUUUAACAUCAUGAAAAACCAAUUGAAGAAUUUAUGGAACUUACCAGAUUUUGAUUUGAUGGAAUUCGGAAAUUGUGGUUUCUAUGUGGUCAAGUUUGAUAUGGAAGAGGAUAGAACAAAAGUCAUUAAUGGAGUCCCUUGGAAGUUAUUUGAUCACUAUCUUUCUGUUUGUCAAUUUAUGUCUACCAUCGACAAAAUUAGGGUUUGUAGGUCGAUGUCGGCUGAUGCACCGAAGGAAACUGUUAAAACCAUGGUUUGGGUGAGAAUUCCAAACCUGCACCCUGUCUAUUAUGAUGAAAAUUUUCUGUGGGCUCUUGCAUCCGCUAUAGGAAACCCUGUUAAGGUCGAACGUGGAAGAUUUGCUAGAGUGUGUGUUGACAUUGAGUUGAAUGAGGAUUCCGUAAGCAGUGUUGGAAUCAAUGGAAAAUGGUAUCCAGUUGAAUACGAAGACUCUGUUAUCAUAUGCACACAAUGUGGUUUCUACGGCCAUCGUUGCAGCAGCUGCGCUUAUAUCCAUCGGUGA
Trifolium pratense (red clover) is the source of this 744-nucleotide messenger RNA. RefSeq lists its product as uncharacterized. Lineage: Eukaryota; Viridiplantae; Streptophyta; Magnoliopsida; Fabales; Fabaceae. The record is from RefSeq and is a predicted model, not a curated record. The transcript has a single exon. Bases 1 to 744 code for a protein of 247 amino acids.